Molecule: messenger RNA, 678 nt
Organism: Pocillopora verrucosa
Lineage: Eukaryota; Metazoa; Cnidaria; Anthozoa; Scleractinia; Pocilloporidae
Source: RefSeq, a predicted model, not a curated record
AUGAGGCAGAUGAUGGGACAAUUUAAGUACGAAAUUGGUUUUGCUUGUGACGACCUUUAUUUGUCAACUCUUUAUGGUCAACUUGGUUACAAACUAUCAGUUCUCUUGGUUUUAACCACGAUAUUCAUGUUAUCGUGCGUUAAAUCUUCCACUCCACGAACCAGGAGGUCCCUGUCCGGCCCUGCAGUGGUAGGGGCAGUGCAAAUUGGAAUCCCUGCAUCCCAUAAAGUCUUAGACGACUGGUGUAAGAACGUCACAAAACACCUCAACACAACUCAGGAAAAAUUUGGCAGUAUCAAUUUCAACAGCUCAAUGGCACACUCCAUCAUCUCUUCUAUGGGAGUUACGGUACUUCAGAGACUUUCAUUCGACUUGGAACACUUAGAAAUAUACUAUCUUCUUUUUGGUCAAAUUCCAAGCUCAAAUUCAGACCAGAAAUUUAAUUUGUGUGUAAACGACGGUAUCAACCUCAUGGGGGGGCUUGUCAUCAGCAUGCAAUUGACGGAGCUCUACCUCAAUGGUACGUCACCAUUCCCCCCUCAGUUCGUUAGUAAGGGAACGAUUGGUAGCCAGACUCGUUACCAGGACCUCAGUCACGAAAUAGCGCAGCUCAAAAGUUACAUGAGAGGGCUGGCCAUGAUACUGGCAGACAAAGACUUUAUCUCAGCACAAGUUUGA